UACAGAGACUAGACUCUUUACGAAACAUCGUAACACAAGGACCCAAAUCAAGAAACAUAUCGUUCGCCGCUGCUUUUUUUUCUUCUCGCCUGAAGUUUGACAAAAACGGCAAAAUUUCACCGGAAUAUUCGAACCACUGACCGCUCCGGUCUAGUUUUAAACCACAGCGUGAAUCCUGAUCAUUAAACAAUGACUACUAUCGAGCCAUUUAACAAAUUGGUGAAGUUAGCAGCGAGGGCGUUUUAUGAUGAUAUAACUGCGAAAGGAGAUAAUCAACCGAAAUCCGGUCGCAGCGAUAACCGCGGAAUCGCCGUUGUUGUUCUUGAUGCUCUCACCAGACGGCAAUGGGUGCGAGAAGAAGAUUUGGCCAAAGAUUUGAAGUUGCACUUAAAACAACUUCGACGGACUUUGCGGUUUUUUGAAGAAGAAAAGCUAGUGACCAGAGACCAUAGGAAAGAGACUGCCAAGGGUGUAAAAGCAUAUAGUGCUGCAGUUGCUGCUACUGCUGAUGGUCCGAAAGGAAGAGAAGGAGAAGACAAGAUUAAGCUGCACACUCACUCUUAUUGUUGUCUAGACUAUGCACAGAUACAUGAUGUGGUUCGGUAUAGACUGCACCGAAUGAAGAAAAUGUUGAAGGAUGAAUUAGACAACAAGAAUACAGUGCAGGAAUAUGUCUGUCCAAAAUGCGGAAAAAGAUACAAUGCAUUGGAUGCUAGUCGCCUUAUUUCUUUUGAGACCAACUCAUUUCACUGUGAAAGUUGCAACACGGAACUAGUAGCAGAUAGUGACAAGCUAGCGUCUCAAGAUGUUGGAGAUGGUGAUGAUAACGCAAGAAGACGCCGUCGUGAAAAGUUGAGGGAAUUGCUUCAAAAGUUGGAGGUAGAACUGAAGCCUCUGGUGGAUCAGCUCGGCAGAGUAAAAGAAUUGGACGCCCCUGAUUAUGGAACCCUCCAAGCAUGGGAGCUUCGUGCAAGUACAGUUGCACGUGCAUCUAAUAAUGAUCACAAUGGUAAUGAUGCUUCUAGACCCGGCCAGUCAGGUUCGCCUAUGCUUCCAUUUCUUGGAGAGACUAAGAUCGAGGUGUCCUUUUCUGGCGGGGAGGAGAAAGGAGAGAUAAAAUCUGAACACCAAGAAAUGAAAGUUUUGCCUCCCUGGAUGAUUAAGGAAGGUAUGAAGCUAACAAACGAGCAGCGUGGGGUUGUAAAGCAAGAAUCAAAUAUUGUGGGAACUUCUGCAUCUAUGGAUCUGAAAGAUGAGAAAAAGUCAAUCAGUAAUGAGGACGAUGAACAGAAUAGACAGGUUGAAUAUUUUAAAGCAUUUUAUGCAGCUAUACUUGAAAGGCAAAAAGAACAAGAAGCAGCCACUAAGACAGAGCAAGACAAUCGCAUAGCCCCUAAUGUUGACCCUUCAAGCUCUAGAAAACGCAAAUUUGAUGACGGAGAAGGUGAUGUUGAAUGGGAAGAGACUCCCACCGCAGGCGAGACAUUCAAGGUGGACUUGAAUGUAGAAGCAACAGAGCCAUCAGGAGAUGAUGAAGAUGAUGAUGGCAUUGAUUGGGAAGAGGGCUGAUUUCUAAUCCGAGUUUGAGGUUAUCUGAAUCAUAGUGUCGAAACUUAUCCAAGACGAGAGAAGUUGUCAUAUGCGUCUUUUACAUAGUAUAAAUAUGUUCCAUUGAAGAGCAAGUGACAGGAAGGGAGGCAGUAAACUGGAGAAGGGGGGCUGUAAACUGGAAUUUACAAAUGAUAGUUUGUGUUGGACAUUUGCUGACAAUCUCCAACUUAAAUUAAUAAACCCUUUAACCAGUUAAGUUAAAAUUGUAUUUUUGAAAAAAAAAAAUAAUAAUAAUAAAAAAAUUGUAUUUUUGAUUUGACAAGGCUGUCAUUUGUCGUCAAAGAAUUACUUUCUGCUGCUACUUCAAAACUAGUACCCAUUCAACUUUAUGUUCGGUUUUUACAAUUCUUUGUUAUAUAAUGUAGGUUAACAUAGUUUGUUUAACUCAAAUAUAAUAGACGAUUUUAUGGUU
This is a messenger RNA of Erigeron canadensis, 2023 nucleotides long. Its product is annotated as general transcription factor IIE subunit 1. The record is from RefSeq and is a predicted model, not a curated record. The transcript is spliced from 10 exons. Gene Ontology annotation, biological process: transcription initiation at RNA polymerase II promoter; transcription open complex formation at RNA polymerase II promoter. Gene Ontology annotation, cellular component: transcription factor TFIIE complex. The coding region runs from base 190 to 1569 and encodes 459 amino acids. Lineage: Eukaryota; Viridiplantae; Streptophyta; Magnoliopsida; Asterales; Asteraceae.